CAUGCACACACACAUACACACACGGUCCUGCUGUUCUUCUAAAACGCACUUAACCACACAUAUACAAACCCACGCGCACACAUCAACAGCUCAAACAGGAGUCCUGAUCGUGUGUGUGUGUGUGUGUGUGCCCACUGGAGGAGCUCUGGAAGUCAAGGUGUUAACAAUGCAUCCUUUGAACUGCACCACCCCGGACCCGUCAUGGUGCCUGGAAUCCGAUAAGUGCGCCAUGGGGAACGUGAGUUCUGAGGAUUUGGCGGAUUUAUGUGACAGCCGCAGCACGUACGUGGAAAAGUAUUUAGGACCACGCCGCUCUCCGCACUUUCUUCCAAUCUGCAUCUUAUAUUUGGGCAUCUUCUGCGUCGGAUCGUUGGGCAACGCACUGACGUGUACCGUGAUCAUACGCCACCGCUCCAUGCGCACACCUACCAACUUCUACUUGCUCAGCCUGGCCAUUUCAGACCUGCUCGUUCUCCUCCUGGGUUUGCCCUUAGAGCUUUAUGAGCUCUGGUCCAACUACCCGUUCCUGCUGGGAACCGGAGGCUGCUACUUUAAGACGUGCCUGUUCGAGACUGUUUGUUUUGCCUCGGUGCUCAAUGUUACAGCAGUCAGCGCCGAACGCUACCUUGCUGUCGUCCACCCGCUACGCGUUCAAAAUGUCAUGACACAUGGCCACGUAAGACGGGUCGUCAUAGUGCUGUGGAUCGUAUCGUUUCUUUGUGCUUUGCCCAACACAAGCUUGCACGGUGUGACAACUUUGCGUCCAAGGUUUGGCCAGAGUUUUCCCGAGUCGGCCGUGUGUACCGUGGUGAAGCCUCCCUGGAUCUACUGGCUGCUCGUCCAGCUCACUGCGCUCUUCUUCUUCCUUGUUCCCAUAACGAGCAUCGGCGUGCUCUACCUGCUCAUCGCACUUCAGCUGCAAAGAGAAACACGGCUACUGCAGAACGACGCCUUGCAAUCAGGAGCGCAGAGCACGCUGCAGACAUCGCGUCAUCGCCAGGUCACCAAAAUGCUUUUCGUGCUGGUGGUGGUGUUCGCCAUCUGCUGGGCACCCUUUCACAUCGACCGUGUCAUGUGGAGCUACAUCGAAGACUGGAGCGAACAACACCAUCGCGUCUUCGAGUUUAUUCACCUGAUCUCAGGAGUGUUCUUCUACCUGAGCACGGCCGCCAACCCCAUUCUGUACAGCCUCAUGUCCUCACGCUUCAGAGAGCUGUUCCGGGAGGUCGCAUGCCGAAAACCAGAGCAGAAAUUCAGCAUUACGCAGAUCACCUUUCGCACCACGGGAUGAGGAAGAACAUGAACAUGUUGUUCAGACUUUUUAUUUCAAAACAUAUUCUCAUGUGUUAACGUUCAGAGAUGAAGGAUGGAAGAGUGGGACUGUUUCUAAAAAAAAAAAGCAUUACACAGGAGUCUGAAUUACUAGCAAGAAGGCAAUUCUGUACGUGUAUUUAGAGGUUCCUGUUUUGAUUGUGUACCACAUUUAUUAGCACCAGCAUUAACUUGUACUUUUACUUGGAAUGAAACUGCUUGCAGAUAAAAGUUCUUCACUCAGCUAACUUUGGUUUGAAAAUAUGGACCCUUUAAAUAUUAGUAUGAAAGACCCAAAUGACUAAACACAGCUAGCUAACAACUGGUGCUAACAAGAUUUGAUCAGCUAAACUAGCUAGCGAAGAUGAAAGUAGGAAAAACAAUAGUUUGCCUACUUUUUUUCUUUUUAAGAUGACAGAACAUUAUUUAACAGAUAAUUAUGUUAUGAUCUAAAAAAAAAAAAAUGAUUAAGUGACAAUUAAAAGCCUUUUUGUACUAGCAUAGCUAGGACUGGUGGUGUUCUACUGUCAAACCAUUACGUUUCUGGCAUAUAAGCCAAAUGUAUUAGCAAAUGAUCUGUUUAUUUAAUGAUGUUUUACUUUUCUCUUAUUCCUGUUUCAGAUUUCUUGUUCUAAAUGUUGUAUACAGUGGUACUUCCGCAUACGAACAACAUUCUUGGGACAAAAUGCAAAAAACCUACAAAAAAUACGCGAACCCGUUUUGCUUGGCUUUUCACUGACGUGAACAAGUUUUGAUCGGCUACUGGAAGUAGGUGCGACUGGCUCGGUCGUUCCAGUCUUGAUCUUAACCCUGUGUUGUUUUAUUACAAAUAAAAUAACUGUCAGUAUUUAUGAGACUGUACAGACAGAGUGAUCUUUAUUUAUGUAAUACAAAUAUUAGACUCGAUCUCGAGGUGCCAGUAAACUCCUCGUGGCGUCGCCCGGCUGAUCACAACAUCAAACUGUGAAGGAGAACAGAGCUUUUUAACGUCACCUCAAGUAUUCAAACCCACAAGAAACUCCAUCCAUACAUGGCUACGCCUGACGCGUCUGUACGGAACCCUGGUGAAAGCUAUGGACGAACAGGCUGAUUUA
Molecule: messenger RNA, 2405 nt
Organism: Clarias gariepinus (North African catfish)
Lineage: Eukaryota; Metazoa; Chordata; Actinopteri; Siluriformes; Clariidae
Gene: nmur1b
Product: neuromedin U receptor 1b
Exons: 3
Coding region: 2-1291 (429 amino acids)
Biological process (GO): G protein-coupled receptor signaling pathway
Cellular component (GO): plasma membrane
Molecular function (GO): neuromedin U receptor activity
Source: RefSeq, a predicted model, not a curated record